UCCGUCCUUGCUACUGAGCAACGUUCCAGAUAGGAUUUGAUGCACGAUCCUGUCGUGUGAAACCGGCACCGGAACAGUACAAAUUCCGUGCUGUACAAUGAUACUCAAUCGUGUAAAUCGCUUGAUUGUGUUGCCUGAGUUCUAUCAAAAAACAUUAUCAGUUCGCUUACAACUGAAUCAUGUCAGUUGUAAUUAUAAUUGUAAUCAUGUAUUAACGAAAUCUGCAACCGCGAUCAUCCGCGAUGAUGGAAUACACGUAAUUGAUUAACCGAUAACUUCAUUAACAAGAGCAUUUUGGGUGUAGUGUAGUAGUAGUACAACACACCACUUAAUACAUAUAACACCUUUUUUAUGGCGUUUGUCUUUUCACUCUGCAAAGUGCUUUCCAAGUAAAUCCAACACAAAACAUUAUGCGGUCGAUUCUGCUAACAAUACCAUUCACCGUUGCACUGUUCCUGAUUGAUCCUGGUGACGGUUUACUACGCGUAAUUCUAGACUUUGAUCGAUGGGAAGUUAAUAAUGGUUCAGCGUUCUUCAACAUGGAAAAAUUUCGAAUACGUAAGUUUAACCGAACGCUUUCGGUGAUGAACGGUACGGGAGUGCUGCUAGUCGAUCUGGACAAUCGUUACACGUAUGGAGUACACUUUGCACGUAGUGCCCAGGGUAACAAUCAGUUCAAUGCGUACCCAAUGAAGCUAGCAGCGAAACCGUUCUGCGACUUUAUCAAUACGUACUAUCGUGAAUAUCAGCAUCUGUUUCUGAAGUAUACCAACCUACCGCCUGUGACGGCUGAAGGAUUAUGUCCAUUCCCGAAAGGGACUUACUGGGCGAAGGAUGCGUACAUUGACUCGUCCGUCAUACCAGUGGUCGUGCCGGAAGGACUGUGGCGCUGUACUACCGAUCUUGUCGAUACGGUUACCGGGGAGCUUGUGGCCCGUGGGUCGAUGUACGUUAGAUUAAGUAAAGAACUAAUGUAGAAUAAAUCAGCAGGGAAAUACUUUGCAAUAAUGAGUUUAUGAGUUCAGAAUUCAGUAUCAAAAUACAAUUCGGAUUGUUCCCUUACCAAGAACCGACUAUCAGGCUACGUUUUAAAAAUAAAUCAAAUCAAACAGUUAUGGCGGACAUAAGACCUAAUACGUCGUCAGCGCCAAGAAGGAGAAAGUUAAUAAAUUGAAACAAAAUACAACAUCCAUCACAAAUGGAAAAUCAAUGUGCAGUUUGUGAAUAAUCAUGACUAUUUAAGCUACACUCAAAGUCCACACAAAUUGCAUGCAUUGCAUUAUUUGACAAAUUGUUUGUUUGAAUCUUUUAAUUAUAUUCUAACAAGUAAAUAAGAGAUCCCAACUCCGCCUAACAUGAUCAUUAAAGCCAUGUAAUUAAGUCCCAGUACAUUGAUAAUACUCUUGUAUGAAAACAAUUUUGCAAAAGUCUCGUACUGUUAUUUCGAAUUGUAUUUUUAGUUUUAUCUAUACGUUAGAAAACAUUGUCUAAGUGCCAUUAAUUGUGGGUCAGAUUUAUAAACAUUGUUGCUACUAUUUCGUUGCAACUGUUAGUGAUCACGCAAAUAACAAUAUCCGUACAACUUCACAUCCAAUAAAAGGAACAUAUUAUAAUGAAUACAUAGUCAGUAGUGUUCCCGAAAAGCAUCGCGACCAUGAGAAUCACCUUGUACCUAAACGCACUGGCAUUUGUCCUGCUGUUCUUCACGUUGAAACGAUGUGAUGGACUGAUAAAAGUCAUAAUCGAUUUUGAUCGUUGGGAAUUGUUUAAUGGGACGGAUUUAUUCAACAUGGAAAUGAUUCGUGUGCGAAAAUACAACCGGACGAUGUCGGUCCUGAACGGUACGGGAGAGUUACUGGCCGAUCUGGACGAUAAGUAUAAGUUUGGUUUUAACUUCGCACGUAGUGCCCAAGGCAAUAAUCAGUAUAAUGCGUACCCGAUGAAGCUUGCGUCACGACCGUUCUGUGAGUUUAUAAAAACGUACUACCGAGAGUAUCAGCAUCUGUUUCUGAAGUUCACCAAUCUACCAUUUGUACCGGAUGAAGGACUGUGCCCGUUUCCCAAGGGAAAAUAUUGGGUAAAGGAUGCGUACGUCGAUUCGUCCGUUAUACCGGUGGUCGUACCGGAAGGACAUUGGAGGGCCUCAUCUGAUCUACGCAUUAUCGAAACGAAUGAAUUGGUAUCGACUGGAUCUUUGUAUGUCAAAUUAACGAAGGAAAUUGCUUGAAAAAAAUGCUUCUUGAUUGUCUGUAAUAUGAUCAAAUUGCAAAAUAUAAAACAUUGAACAUUAUAAAGUCGAUCAAGAUAUCUGUUAUCAAAUGAGAAAGGAAAGAGAAAUUUGUGUUAAAGUAUUAAAAUAAAUCAAAAUCAUUGUUAAUGUUUUUAAUUUAAUAUUCGAUCCGUUCGAAAGGUCUUGAAACAUUCAAACAAAAAUAUCGUAUAUUAAAAUUAGUCAUACUGCAAUAAGUUUUGCACAAUUGACUAAAUUAAUGUGCCAAUCUCAGGAGAAGUCUUGGCCUACCAUUUUCUUUCCUUUCCUUGACUUGAU
Anopheles funestus (African malaria mosquito) is the source of this 2548-nucleotide messenger RNA. RefSeq lists its product as uncharacterized. Lineage: Eukaryota; Metazoa; Arthropoda; Insecta; Diptera; Culicidae. The coding region runs from base 411 to 977 and encodes 188 amino acids. The transcript is spliced from 3 exons. The record is from RefSeq and is a predicted model, not a curated record.